Anopheles moucheti is the source of this 1168-nucleotide messenger RNA. Its product is annotated as protein obstructor-E-like. The coding region runs from base 47 to 1168 and encodes 373 amino acids. The record is from RefSeq and is a predicted model, not a curated record. The transcript is spliced from 2 exons. Lineage: Eukaryota; Metazoa; Arthropoda; Insecta; Diptera; Culicidae. Gene Ontology annotation, molecular function: chitin binding. Gene Ontology annotation, cellular component: extracellular region.
CGGCUCAACACUCGCAGUAGUCACUUGUCCUAAAACCAAUCCCAAGAUGAUUCCAGCUUGGUCCAUAAUACUUCUGCUGGUGUUGGUAACGCUGGCUUCCGGAUCGGAUCUUCGAGACUCAUGUAACAGAUGCGGUUAUCGCACUGGAAACCAGAUCCAGUCCCAUUCGCACUGUACUUCACGGAACGGAUCUCCGAAGUACUUCCGCGAUGGCCAAGACUGUGGUAAGUUCUACGAGUGCAAUCGGGGUACCGCAUACGAGUUCCUGUGCUCCGAAGGACUAGCAUUCAACGAGGACACCAAAGUAUGUGAACAGGCCUCCAAGGUGCAUUGUUCGGGUGUGAAUCCCAGCGACAAUAACUACGAGAUUCCGCGAGCUAGUGGAGCAGGACAGAACCGAACGUGCAAUAUUUGCCGCAAGGCUAAGCAAUCCAUCCCACGACAUGCUAACUGUCCGAGAACCAACGGAUACUAUCCAACGAUGUUCCGGAACGUUAAGGAUUGUACGCAAUUCUACCAGUGUGAUCACGGCACAGCUUAUCUCAUUCAGUGUCCAGCAGGAUUACACUUCAACACACGGCUAAAUGUUUGCGACUAUCCGCGGAACGUGGACUGUUCCGGACCCGCAAUGAGCACCGAAUCUUCCGCCGGGUCUACUGGUGGCAGUCACGGUGGUGUCUCGCCAUCGUCUUGUCACGUCUGUCAGAAUGCGAAACGAGUAAUCCGUAAUCACCCUAAGUGUCCCACCAGAAACGGAUACUAUCCAGUGAUGUUCCGUCAUGAAACGGAAUGUUCAAAGUACUACAUGUGUGAUAAUGGUGUUGCGUUCGAGAUUGUGUGUCCCGCUGGGUUGAAUUUCAAUACCGCGAUCAGCGUGUGUGAUUAUCCGGAAAAUGUGGACUGUUCCGGUUCGGGCGCUCCAUCGGCUGUUCCGAGCGAAACACCGGCAGUCGUUGAACCGGAACAGAAAAUUCAUCCCAACUGUCCGACCAUUACCGAAGAGCAGGAGGCCGCCUAUUGGGCACAUCCGCGCGACUGCGGUAAAUACUUUGGCUGUCGGUGGGGAUGUGUAGAAUUGUUCAGCUGCCCCGAAGGACAUCGUUGGGAUGAUGCUAAGAAGGGUUGCGUAGCGGAAAAUUUGGUAGAGUGUGAAAAUGAUGGAUACUAA